Messenger RNA from Saccostrea echinata, 2105 nucleotides. RefSeq lists its product as uncharacterized. The transcript is spliced from 3 exons. NCBI's taxonomy places the organism in Eukaryota, Metazoa, Mollusca, Bivalvia, Ostreida, Ostreidae. The record is from RefSeq and is a predicted model, not a curated record. The coding region runs from base 297 to 1649 and encodes 450 amino acids.
CUCGGUAUAUUGAAUACUUAUUGCAUACAAGCUGAUUUGUCAACGACAUCAUGCACUCAUGGCAUAUUAAUCAUAUUUACCCAUCAAUAUUUAAGACAAAAAUCAUAAAUAAAGCGCCACUGUCGGAGACACUAGGCCUAUAUGCGGCUUGUCAAAUGAGGUGGACCUCGAAAGUGACAGAAAUUGCAGGUAACACGUGCGCAUUUCAUCACAAAACCCCCUAGAUGCCUCGCUAUAAACUGCAUGUCAAAGGAGGCCGGUUCUUUUCAGAUUCGCUAUAGGUCGUCGGUAAGAAAAUGGACUUAUUCUGGCUUGCAACCUUUGCUCUGUGCAUUCAUUAUGGAUUUACACAGAAUAUUGGAGCAAACCAGAUAAGGUUCGGAAGGCCUCGGUCGUUUCCAUUAGGCCCUGCUCCUCGGUUUUCAGGGACACCGUUUGCAAGACCAAUACCAUCCAACAGACGACUGAACUUUAUUCCUCAACCAUUACCCUCUCGUCGACAAAUUCUCUUUCCAAAUGCUGCAAACUCAUUUGCACCCGCGAUGCCAACUACUUCGUCACUUUUGUCUGGGUCAGUGUCAGGUUUAAAUUUUGGCAGAGUUAACCCACAGGGUCAAGGUCUUGUGACAGAACCAAGCGUUUCUGUGGAUGUAGGGAAUUUGGAUUUUGGAGCCGUUGCGGAAUCUGUGAUGACGGAUAUGUUUAGAGAAACGAUGACUGGGGACAAUUCUUUGAGGAACAACAACGAUUUGAAUACAAACAGCCAAACAUUCAGUCAAGGACAGCCAAUUUCAGGGUUGCCCCCAGUUAACAGCGGCUCUCGUUUGGGUAGCAAUGUCCUACAAAAUAACCCAAUUUCAAAUAACUGGAAUGCAAAUUUAGAUUCUCGGCCACCAAUUGGUUCAGAACUUAGGCCAGUACAUUUACUGAAUGAAGAGGAUUCUUUAAGCAACAGAAUUAAUACUAAUAAUAGACCUGAGAUAAGACAAGCACCGUUACUUAAUGGUGUCGGAGAAUCUACAGAAAACAGAGUAAACAUCAAUUUUAGAGCAGAAAGCAGACCAAAUUCAAAUAAUAUGAUUGGAUUAAAUGUUCCUCAGACACAACAAAAUACUUCAUCCCCGGUAAUCUUAGCACCGGCUUUUCCCGGUUUCGCUCCAUUGCAAUUUCCGGAUUUAGGUGAUGACUCUUGGUUUUCUUACCUUAAGGGUCUUUUAGAUCGCACUAGUCCUAACCUUCAGAUAUUUUCAAAUUCAACAGGAGGUGGAAUGUAUCCUAUUCCUCAACGCUUAACAGACCUUCCAAGAGGCACUAUGCCAAUCUACAUUAAAAACUUCCGGAGCAACCCAGCCUACGUUCCUUUUAAACUUUCCGGCCAACCUUUCAACUUGCUUAUUCCCUUUAACAGAGAUAACCGUGAAAUGAUGUACCCGUAUUUGCCUCUUUAUAUUCCAUAUCCAAACGUAGGUAUUGAUGUACCGGAAAUUGGUAUGCGUUUCGUAGCGUAUCUUCCUUUUCAGCCUGAUAGAUACAGGACGUCAAGAGAGGGCGCUGGUGUCAUAAUUCCACAACUUUCUGCCCCUGGGUCGUUUCCGAUAUACGUUGAUCGACGACCUGUGCUUGGGAAUUUAAUGCAACGGAUGGGGUGAAGUUGACUGGAAUCUUAUCAUUACCUUUAACGGGAUAAUAUCAGAGUCUACAAAACAAUUGUACAACUGUCUUCUAAACAAUGACUUGCAAUGAUUAGUACUUGAAAGAUAAGCAGAUUCGUACCAGAAACAUUUGUGGGACCGUGUUUGAUUUUUUGUGAUUGGUUCGCCAUUAAUGUCCAUCCAUUUGGUUACCCUUUGACAGCAGUCCCGCAGUAAAUCAGCUUAGGAAUGCUGCGAGACUGACAUUUGUAUUCUCAGUGUCUGCCAUAAAACAAAAUUCUGUCAGGACUUUGAAGUUAAAUUUCUAUUGACAGCUCUGGUAUUUAUUUUGAAUAAAUUUUAGAGCUGUACUUAGAUUUUUUUUUGUAUAUUUAUUAUUUUGUUUUUAAUCUGUGUUUGAAUUAAUAAAAAAAAAAAUAUUAAGAAAAUAUGAGAAAUAAAUAAAGGCUAGAU